Molecule: messenger RNA, 3903 nt
Organism: Eimeria acervulina
Lineage: Eukaryota; Apicomplexa; Conoidasida; Eucoccidiorida; Eimeriidae
Product: ATP-dependent RNA helicase, putative
Exons: 8
Coding region: 1-3903 (1300 amino acids)
Biological process (GO): mRNA splicing, via spliceosome
Cellular component (GO): intracellular anatomical structure; spliceosomal complex
Molecular function (GO): RNA binding
Source: RefSeq, a predicted model, not a curated record
AUGCUAAGCUUCAUAGACGAUGAGGAGGCUGAUGAGACACCACAAGCCUCGGAGCUGCAGUUCCCGCAGCUACCGCAACAGCAAGAGCCGCAGCAGCAGCAGCGGCGCCGUUUGCUCGCGCCCAGAAGCAACAGCAGCAACGACAACAACGGCAGCAGCAGCAGCAGCAGCAACAGCGAUGGCUCGUUUCCAGUCCCGGUGUUUCGGCCCCGUAUGCGACGUCAAGGACAGCAGCAGCAGCAGGAGCAGGCGAUAGGCCCUUCCGUGAAGCCGUCUCUGACGCACAAAGAGUUCCUCGCUCGUCGCGCUGCGGAGUUUGCUGCAGCAGCAGCAGAAUCAGCAGCUUCAAAAUCUGCAGCAGCAGAUGGUGCAGCAGGUGCUGCUGGCAUUGGUGAGGUUUCUGGGGGGCCCCCGAAGCGUCAACGGCGCACCGGUUGGUCGGAGGCUGAGGAGGCUGAGAAGCUUCAAGAGGGGCAAAGCUCAUCUGGCUGGGGGCCCCCUGUAGAUCCGAAGGUACAGGAGGAGAGGCGAAAAGCAAUUGAAUUGGCGUUGGAGGGGGAGAAGAGGCGUGUAGCUACGUCUGUCCCGACGACAGAAGAAGAAGAAGCAGAAAGGGCUUUACAGCGAAUGUGGUACGACCGCGACGACAGCUCGGGCUUGCAGCUGGGCGACUACGAGGAGGAGGAUGUUCAUCAUCUGGCGAAAGAGGAAAAGUUGAAAAGUUUGAAAGGGGGGGCCCCAGCGGGGGCCCCAGGGCGCUCUCUAGCAGAGAUGCAGAGACACCGAGACAACGAGCUCUGGGAAGAGCUGCUGAUGAAUAGAGGAGGGGCGGGCCAGCGUCGCGAGUUGUCGUUAGAAGAAGAAGAUGCAGAAGAAACAGAGAAGGAACAUGUUAUUUGCAGACAGUUGCUGCCUCCCUUUCUUUCGGGGUAUAAACCGUCCGAGAGAAACGUUAGCGUCGUUAGAGAUGCAACAAGUGAUAUGGCGACAUUAGCAAGGAAGGGAAGCGCAGUGUUACGCUACACAAAAGACAGAGAAGACAGAGCAGCAGUGCGUCAGCGUUUCUGGGAGGUCGCGGGUUCGACUCUCGGCAAGUUGCUGCAGGGUGCGGAGGGGCGUGAUGCAGCAGCAGCAGCAGAGGAAGCAGCAGCAGCAGCAGCAGCAGCGGAAGAAGCGGAAGCAGCAGCAGGGGGGCGACGCAGCACCCGCGAAGGCUACGCUGCUGCGUUUGUAGCUGCUAAAGACGCACAAGUUUCUGCUUUCUGCACGCAGCAAACAGUGCAGCAGCAGCGGCAGUCCCUCCCUGUCUUUAAGGUUCGAGAUGAAUUUAUUGCUGUUUGCAGAGAACACCAAAUUGUUGUUGUAGUUGGCGAGACAGGCAGCGGGAAGACAACGCAGCUGACGCAGUAUCUCUUAGAAGAAGGAUAUGCAACAUCGCCUGCUGCUGCAGCAGCAGCAGCAGCAGCAGCAACAGCAGUGCCACUCAGAACUACCUCGAGAUCCGCAGCAGCAGCAGCAGCAGCAGCAGAAGCAGAAGCAGCAGCAGGAGGAGCAGCAGGAGCAGCUUUAUUUUCUACUGGCAUUAUAGGCUGUACGCAGCCAAGGCGCGUUGCUGCUGUCUCUGUUGCUAAGCGUGUAGCGGAGGAGAUGGGGGUUGAGUUAGGCACCACUGUCGGUUAUUCGAUACGUUUUGAAGAUUGCACUUCGCAAGAAACUGCAAUUAAAUAUAUGACAGACGGUGUACUACUCAGGGAAAGCCUCAGCGAUCCAGAUCUUGAUAAAUACAGCUGCAUCAUCAUGGAUGAAGCACACGAAAGAUCACUAAAUACAGAUAUAUUGUUUGGAGUGCUGAAGGGCGUAGUUAGUCGGCGUCGAGAUUUCAAAUUGAUAGUGACAUCUGCAACGAUGGAUGCCGAUCGUUUUUCUUCUUUUUUCGGGGGGGCUGCGAUAUUUAAUAUCCCUGGAAGGACAUUUCCAGUAGAAGUUGAGUUUGCGCGGUGUCUGCCCGAUGAUUACGUUGAUGCUGCAGUGCAGAAGUGCCUCUCAAUUCACUGUAGCACGCCUUGUGGGGGGAUGGCUGCUGCUGCUGCUGCUGCUGCUGGGGAGGAUCCAGCAGGAGCACCAGCAGAUGAAGAAGGAGGAGGAGAUAUUCUUCUAUUCAUGACAGGGCAAGAUGAUAUCGAGGUGUCUUGCAUUCUUCUCGCUACCCGUCUAGAGCAGCUAGGGGAGCGCGCUCCCCCGUUAACAAUUCUUCCUAUAUAUUCGCAGCUUCCUGCUGAUCUUCAGGCGAAGAUAUUCGAACCAUCUAAGUUUAGAAAAGUAAUUGUUGCAACAAAUAUCGCUGAAACUUCGCUGACUGUAGAUGGCGUGCGCUAUGUUGUGGAUUGCGGGUUAUGCAAGUUGAAGGUGUUCAAUCCUUCAAUAGGUAUGGAUUCAUUGCAAGUUACUCCGAUAUCUCAAGCGAACGCAAACCAGAGAAAAGGAAGAGCAGGACGUACGGGCCCCGGCAAGUGCUAUCGUCUAUACACCGAAACGGCAUUUAUUCGAGAAAUGCUGCCUCUUACAGUACCUGAAGUACAGCGCACCAACCUAAGCAAUGUUGUACUCCUGCUUAAAAGCAUAGGCGUACAGAACCUGCAAGACUUCGAUCUUAUUGACCCUCCUCCUCAAGACAACCUUCUCGAUGCGAUGUUUCAACUUUGGAUACUGGGGGCUUUAGAUAACAACGGAGGCAUCACGCAAACGGGACAAAAAAUGUCAGCGUUUCCUUUGGAUCCUCCCCUCUCUAAGAUGCUGCUGGCUGCAGCAGAACUCGGGGGGGUUAGCGAGCUCGUGUCUAUCGUUUCUCUUCUCUCUGUUCCUUCUAUCUUCUUUAUUGCAAAGGAGAAGCAACAAGAAGCAGAAAGCCUAAAGGAGAAAUUCUUCGUUCCUGAAAGCGAUCACUUAACGCUCCUCAAUGUCUUUCAGCAGUGGAAACGCGCAAAGUGCAGCGCGCAAUGGUGUUUAAAACACUUCGUACAACCGAAGGCGAUGCAGAAGGCGCGUGAAGUUCGCGAUCAGUUGGUGGACACGAUGAAGCAACAAGGAAUACCCGAAGUAUCUUGCGGGACGGACUGGGAUGUGCUUAGAAAGGCCAUCUGCGCCGGGUAUUUUCAUCAUGCUGCUAAACUUCGAGGCAUAGGAGAAUAUGUAAACUUGAGGACUUCAGUUCCCUGUCAUGUUCAUCCGACUUCGGCUCUCUACUCAGCUGGAUACACACCUGAAUACGUCGUCUACCACGAACUUCUCCUCACCACCAAAGAAUACAUGAGAAAUGUGACAGCGGUAGACGCGCGCUGGCUGGCGGAGCUGGGGCCGAUGUUUUUUUCAAUUCGCAAAAUGGGGAUGGGGGGAGGAUUACUGCAGGCAGAGGAAGAUGCAGCAACAGCAGCCUUUGAGGCCCAAAUGCAGAAAGAUGCGCUGCGGCUGCAGCAGCAGCAGGAGGCAGUAGCAAAAGCGUCACAGCGCGUGCAUGUUGAAGCAACAGCAGGCCGUCGGCCAAAGACAGCAACAGCAGCAGCUGCAGCAGCAGCAGCAGCAGCAGCAGCAAUAGCAGCAGCAGGAGAGAACGCUGAGACAGAGGGCAACGGUGUACUAAACAACCCAACAGACGAAGAAGACGAGGCUGCCGUCCUCAAACUAAGACGGCUCCGCACGAAGGUUUCUCCUCAGCUGCAUCUGCGGGCUGUAAAGGUAGAAGAAGAUGAAGAAGCAAAGCCCGAGCAGCAGCAGCAGCAGGCAGCAAAUGCUGCCAAGCCCCAGCAGCAGCACGAGGCAGCGAAUGUAGCCAAGCAGCAGCAGCAGCAGGCAGCAAAUGCAGCCAAGGAGCAGCAGGAAAGAGCGAAACGACCGAAAGAUGAAUAG